AUGCCAAAUUGGCCACCACCAAAUCCUGAAAUACAACAUUUGUUGCACAAGCUUUCAAAUGGAUCUGUUGGUCAUCUCCUGGGUCCUCUUUGGCAAGCUUUUGACCCAAUUAAGACUGAUGAUAAAAAACCUAAAGCUUGCUCCGGGAUUCCAACUCGUAAUGAUAUUGUGACUAAAUUCGAUAAUGGGAUGACCGCUGUGCUUCAACAAAGCCUAUUUGACAAGCAAUCUAUACAUUUCAUGCCUACAGAUAUAAGUGAUGAAGCUGAAUAUAUAAAAGGAUCUGUUAAACGUUUCAUUUCUCGAAUAGAAUCUAAUCACGCUCAUGAGGAUGAAUUAGAACAGAAAUCAGCAGAGAGGUGGAUUAAGGAAUAUAUAAAAGAUUUAUGUAAUGCACUGAAAAAAGAUGAAGCCAUUAUCUCCCAUUUAUGGAAAGAUGCUAUUAUUCACGCAGAAGGAAUAUACUCUAGCAUUGGCAGAAGAGAUAGGAAUAUAGAUUAUACAACAAAUAAUGAUUACCUUAAUGCGUUAGACAAAAUUACAGACUCUACUCAAUCUAAAUUAUCAAUCUACUUUUAG
Molecule: messenger RNA, 579 nt
Organism: Cetraspora pellucida
Lineage: Eukaryota; Fungi; Glomeromycota; Glomeromycetes; Diversisporales; Gigasporaceae
Source: the annotation of a GenBank genome assembly